AUGGCGCCUGUAUACAAAAUUGCCAUUAUACAGUUUGAGCCCAAGGCCAUCGCUCUUGAAGAGAACUUUGCCAAAGCUGAAUCCCAUCUACGAUCUGCUGCAGAAAAGGGCUGCGAUAUAGCACUCUUGCCAGAAUUUCACCUCACAUCAUGGGCUCCCGAACAUCCUGAGUUCGUAUCUGCGAGCAAGAAAUCAGCAGACUAUCUUUCAAAAUACCGAGACCUCGCCCAAGAACUCAACAUCAACAUUGUCCCCGGCACAAUUUGCGAGGUCCACAACGUUGCCGACAGCAAAGAUGAAGAGCUUCGUAACAUGGCGUACUUUUUAGCCGCAGGAACAGGCGAGAUUUGCAGUGCGUAUCAGAAGAAGAAUUUGUGGCACCCUGAACGACCACACUUGACUUCAUCAACGCAUACACCUCACACAGCUUUCGAUACACCGUUGAAACAUGCCAACGGUAAGCCUGUACGCGCCGGUAUGCUUAUUUGUUGGGAUCUUGCUUUUCCAGAAGCGUUCAAAGCACUGGUCAAUGACGGCGCAGACAUAAUCUUGAUUCCGUCUUAUUGGUUCAUGAGCGAUGCGGGCGAUGAAGGAGGUGAUCUAAACCCCGACUCAGAGAGAUUGUUUCUCAACUGUGCUUUGACAGCGAGAGCGUUUGAAAACACAGCUGCGGUCGCGUUCUGCAAUGCUGGUGGGUUAAGUUGUGUCAACAUGCCGAUUCUGGGGCCUUUGGGAAGGAUUGAGGUAGGGGAGGAGAAGAUGGAGAUUAUUGAUGUUGACUUGGAUGUAUUGAGAAUCGCCGAGUCACAGUACAAGAUCAGGAUGGAUAUGCAGAGUGAAGGGUGGCAUUAUAAGUAUGGGAUGAAUGGUGAGAAGGUAUAG
This is a messenger RNA of Fusarium venenatum, 882 nucleotides long. Its product is annotated as carbon-nitrogen hydrolase. Gene Ontology annotation, molecular function: beta-ureidopropionase activity. The record is from RefSeq and is a predicted model, not a curated record. NCBI's taxonomy places the organism in Eukaryota, Fungi, Ascomycota, Sordariomycetes, Hypocreales, Nectriaceae.